This is a messenger RNA of Penicillium malachiteum, 1074 nucleotides long. Its product is annotated as proteasome inhibitor PI31 family protein. Lineage: Eukaryota; Fungi; Ascomycota; Eurotiomycetes; Eurotiales; Aspergillaceae. The coding region runs from base 1 to 1074 and encodes 357 amino acids. The transcript has 2 exons. Gene Ontology annotation, molecular function: endopeptidase inhibitor activity; proteasome binding. The record is from RefSeq and is a predicted model, not a curated record. Gene Ontology annotation, biological process: proteasome-mediated ubiquitin-dependent protein catabolic process.
AUGUCGAGCGCAAAUCCUUUGAGCCCGGACCAUGUUCUGGAGCUCGCAGUCAAAGCUCUACGUGAUGACCAACCGAGUCUCAAAACACCCUUUGAAGCCGUUGCUCUGAUUGGCCAUGCUUGCAUGGCAGCGGUGGAUUUCAGGCUGGUGGGACUCGGUGAAGAUCAUAACAUAGAAUCCUCUAAAGAAACGCCCACCCUGCCCGCGGAAUGGAAUACUAACUCUACCUUUGCCUUUCGAUAUGCCCACGAACAGUCUUCGAUGCAAUACCUAUUGAAAGUGAGUCGACUUGGUAACAAUGCCGUUGUGAUGGCCCUAGCGCUGGGCGACGAUCGUACCAGUUCAUUCGAUCUCCCCGUGAAAGACUAUAUCUCCGAGUCCGCGCUGCCGAUACCAUCAACGGAAGAUCUUACAAGUGCUCUCCAAAACGUAUUUAUCUCGUCGGCCCGUCUAAAUGACCUUAUCGGACUCUUCAAAAUCAAUGUGAUCCAGAAGCUCGCCCCAGGACUCUACAAGGAAGGCUACGAAGGUUCAAGUCGGGAGUUCCAGGAAGCACUCCGCCAACAGCCGGAGGACAGACCACGCCGAGAUCCCCUGCGCGAUGAUCCGAUGCCCCAACCUGCUCGUCCAUACCCCUUCGAUGAUCCUCUGGCCGCUGCUCCCCGUCGCCCUGUUCCACCUGGUGACUUCGCUCCGCCGGGAUUUGAGGAUGAGUAUGAAAUCAACCGACCACCACGUGGAAUGGCUCCCGGGUUCCCUGGUGGAAGAAGCCCCUAUAACAUCGGAGAUCGAGACCUCUACCCUGCAGGAAUGGGACCUCACGAUCCACUUCGAGGACCCAUGGGCCCUGGCUUUGGAUCUGGUGGUGGUGGUAUGCAUCCCAACUUUGAUGAUCCCCUCUUUGGUGGUUCUGGUGGUGUUGGUGGGUAUGAUCCUCGUGCACCACCAGGAGCUAGAUAUGACCCUCCUGGACCAGGUGGCGCACCCUCUGGUCGUAAUAGAGGCCCAUUUGGUGGACCCGGUGGAGGAUUUGACGGAUUUGGCGGUGGAUUUGGAGGUGGUGGUAUUCUCUAA